CUGAGCAAUCGUGCGUGAUAUUCAGUAGGCUAGCUGAAUGAUCUAGUGUGUGUGAGAGAGAGGGAGAGGGAGAGGGAGAGAGGACUAGAGCUAGAGAUGAGUCUCUCAAGUGCUCUGGAAUGGUGGGAGGAGUGGCAGCUGCGGAUCCUCGUGCUCUGCAGCCUCUUCGUCUACUACAUCCUCAACUUCUCCUGUACGGUUCGUAUCAUUCCAAACCUCCGCAGGUUGAGAGCACUGAUAUGGAUGGCAUACAUCGGCAGCGACGCCCUCGCCAUCUAUGCUCUCGCCACCCUCUUCAACCGCCACAAGGACGAGACAACAAGGGCCGCCACCAGCACCACCCUGGAGGUCAUGUGGGCGCCUGUCCUCAUCCACCUCGCCGGCCAUCCAACGAUAAGUGCAUACAGCCUUGAAGACAACGAGCUAUGGAAGCGGCAUGUCAUAACUCUCGUGUCCCAAGUCACGGUUGCCUUGUACGUCUUCUGCAAGUGGUGGUCUGGUGACAAAAGAUUGCUGCAGGCAGCUGUCUUGCUCUUUAUUGUUGGCAUCCUCAAAUUCAGCGAGAAGCCAUGGGGACUCAGGGCAUCUAGCUUUACCAGCAUGCUGGCCUCUGUUCCUGUGUCCCUGCAAAGAGGAGAAAGAUACAGGCGAAGGAGAGAAAGAUUCAGAUUUAAGUGCUGGGCAUUUUGCAGCACCCAUCGUAAGGAUAAUAUGGCACCGAUGAAUGAUGAAGAAGACGAGCCAACCCUUUCGCUUGAAGAAUAUGUACAGCAAGCGAAGAAGUGUGUUGUGGGUAUGCAGGUAGACCUUAAUCAAGCACAAGCGUACAGAGAUGCAACUAGUUACAUCAGUGGUUACACUGAUAAGAUGUUCGUUGACAUGUCUGCUCCAUACUCUGCUCGUCUUAGCCAGCUUCAAUCCUUCCUGAAUCUUGACGACGAGCAUGCACACGAUAUGUUGCAGAGGUGCGUUGCACAUACAUUUAUUCUCCUGUAUAGCAGAAUUGGAUCAUUGCCCAAGGGUCUUGGCCUCUUGUUAUGGUUUGUUUUGAUUCGAUCCCUGUCCUUGGCUUCUGUGGUGCUCUUCGCUGUAAGCAACAAGGAUGGUUAUGAGAAGAACGACAUUAGGGUGACAUACAUCCUCUUCUGCGGCAAUGCUUUGAUGGACUUCAUACCUUGGAUCUUAGCCAUCCUGUACAGUCCAUUCCAGUGCUGCCGUAAAGCGCAUUCAGGCAGAUGGUGGCAUGACAUGGUUUCCCAGUUCAGCAUCAUGUCCUUCUGUGUCCGCAAGAAGAAGCCCACUGUUCUGAUGAAGCUUGCUAUCUUUACUUGCCUGAGACAGUACAUUAACAUGAACUGUUAAAUUCGU
Molecule: messenger RNA, 1368 nt
Organism: Triticum urartu
Lineage: Eukaryota; Viridiplantae; Streptophyta; Magnoliopsida; Poales; Poaceae
Source: RefSeq, a predicted model, not a curated record